Messenger RNA from Acanthopagrus latus (yellowfin seabream), 2251 nucleotides. RefSeq names its product solute carrier family 3 member 1 (gene slc3a1). Gene Ontology annotation, biological process: amino acid transport; carbohydrate metabolic process. The record is from RefSeq and is a predicted model, not a curated record. The transcript has 10 exons. Lineage: Eukaryota; Metazoa; Chordata; Actinopteri; Spariformes; Sparidae. Bases 116 to 2155 code for a protein of 679 amino acids.
AGCAGAUAAGUGAGUCCUUGAGUGAGUCGGUGCGUCUUAAUAAGAGUUGAACCAGCACGGCGUGUUGACAGCUUCCCCUCUUUAAAGGAUCUGAAUCUGAAGCCGGACCGGGAUCAUGGAGCUGGGUGAGUGCACCAGAAACCCUGGGUACCAGGAUUCGGACGGCACCGCGUCGGCGGCGGACACCAACACCACCGUCCCCGAGGAGAAGGAGGACUCCACGUCGGUGAAGCUGGAGCAGCACCCGGCGGAGGGGGAGUACAUGCAGUUCAAGCCGUACGCCGGGAUGCCCAAAGAGGUGCUGCUGCAGUACUCCUCCCAGGCCCGCUACCGAGUCACCCGGGAGAUCGUGUUCUGGUUGACGGUGGCCUGCACCCUGGCGCUGGUGGCUGUCACCAUCGCGGUGAUCGCCAUGUCGCCGCGGUGCAUGGGCUGGUGGCAGACCACCCCGGUGUACCAGGUCUACCCCCGGUCCUUCUAUGACUCCGACGGGGACGGGGUGGGAGACCUUAAAGGAAUUCAGCAGAAGCUGGACCACUUCCAGUACCUGAACAUCAAGGCGGUGUGGAUCAGUCCUUUCUACCGCUCUCCUAUGAAAGACUUCGGUUAUGAUGUGGAAGAUUUCCGGGACAUUGACCCGCUCUUUGGAACCAUGAAGGACUUUGAAGAGCUCCUGGCUGAGAUGCACAGCAGAGAUUUGAAGCUGAUCAUGGAUUUUAUUCCCAAUCACACGAGCGAUCGACACCGCUGGUUCAAUUUGAGCCGGAUUAGAGACCCUCACUACAAGGAUUACUAUGUCUGGACUGACUGCAAUGCAUCUUUUCCAAAGCCCAACAAUUGGGUGAGUAUUUUUGGGAACUCAUCAUGGACUUACGAUGAAGUUCGAGGACAAUGCUACCUGCACCAGUUCCUCAAGGAGCAACCUGACCUGAACUUCAGGAACCCAGAUGUCCGCCAGGAGAUCGUUGACCUUAUUCAUUUCUGGCUGGGGAAAGGAGUGGAUGGUUUCCGGAUGGAUGCGGUGAAGCACCUCCUGGAGGCUCAACACUUGAGGGAUGAACCACAGGUGGACCCGAACCAACCACCAGAAACUGUUACUACAGAGUGGGACCUCCACAGUGACUACACCACCAGUCAGGUGGGCUUGCAUGACCUGCUGAGGGAGUGGAGGGCUGUGAUCGACACCUACAGCCGUGAGCCCGGCAGAUACAGGUUCAUGGUGACGGAGUCAUAUGAUUACGACGAGGUGUGGAAGACCAUGAUGUACUACAGCACCCCACUGGUUAAAGAAAGUGACUUCCCCUUUAACUUCUACCUGCUGGACCUGCCCCAGAACACCAGCGGCUUGUGGGCACAACAUCUGGUCCACCUGUGGAUGGGCAACAUGCCCAAGGGAAAAUGGGCGAACUGGGUGGUUGGGAACCAUGACAGGUCUCGAAUUGCCUCCAGUGCUGGACAAGCCUAUACCCGUGUCAUCAACAUGCUGCUGCUGACCCUUCCAGGCACUCCAACCACUUACUAUGGCGAGGAGAUUGGCAUGGAGAACAUCAAUAUUACAGAGAGUCAGGUUCAGGAUCCUGCUGGCAAAUACAACAAAAGUCUCAGUCGAGACCCUGAGCGGUCUCCGAUGCAGUGGAGUGGUGACAUGAAUGCAGGCUUCAACAUCAAAACCAACAUCACCUGGUUGCCUGUACACCCUAACUAUGAAAGCGUCAAUGUGGAGGUCCAGAAGGAAGAUGAAGGUUCUGUCCUGGCUCAGUACCGCUUCCUGAACACCCUGCGCCAGUCAGAGCUCUCCUUUCAGCGUGGCUGGUUCUGCUACGUUCAUGCUGAUGCCAAUGUCUUUUCGUACCUUAGAGAGCUGGACGGGCUUGACCGAGCUUUCCUCAUUGUGCUCAACUUUGGUAAAGAGUCUGUCAUCACAGAUCUUUCAUCUGUUCUUGAGUUACCAGACCAGAUGACGGUGCUGAUGAGCACAAACCGUGCCAACAAUGGCAAGGUGUUCAAAAAGUCUCAGAUUAUGACAGAGGUGGGCGAGGGUUUGGUGAUACAGUACUCCACCGGCACUCGGUAUAAUCCCAACCACCCCAACCAGUGCUACAUUUCUGAGAAGGCCUGCUAUAUGAAGGUCAUGGACAUACUCUAUAAAUGCUAAUAAGAAUAGACACUGGCAUUCAUUCUAUUAUCACAGCAAUUUUUGUCUUCUCGGUAAGGGAUUUAUGUCUUAAUAAAGUGGAUGAUUGCAGAUACA